This is a messenger RNA of Dinoponera quadriceps, 405 nucleotides long. Its product is annotated as ATP synthase subunit epsilon, mitochondrial-like. The record is from RefSeq and is a predicted model, not a curated record. Gene Ontology annotation, biological process: proton motive force-driven mitochondrial ATP synthesis. Gene Ontology annotation, cellular component: mitochondrial inner membrane. The transcript has 4 exons. The coding region runs from base 110 to 283 and encodes 57 amino acids. Gene Ontology annotation, molecular function: proton-transporting ATP synthase activity, rotational mechanism. Lineage: Eukaryota; Metazoa; Arthropoda; Insecta; Hymenoptera; Formicidae.
UUGGUUCUUCACGGAGUAGGUGAUAUAAGGUGCUGUGCGCGAUCUGGUGUGUCAUCCGUACAAAUUUUCUUUUCUCUCUUUCCCAGUCUUUCUAAAAUAUCGUUGGAAAAUGUCAGCGUGGAGGCAAGCAGGAUUAAACUAUAUCAACUAUUCUCAGAUCGCAGCUAGGUUAGUUAGGCAAGCCUUGAAAGCUGAUUUGAGGGUAGAAGCACUUAAACGCGAUGAAGCAAAUGUGAGGUUCACUCAGUGGAAAGAUGGAAAACCUAUCACUGAAAAGAUGUGAUCAUAUUAAUUAAAAAUGCCUAGAUGAUUAUAUCACAGAUGGACUCGGAACUCAUCCAAUAUGUACACGUUUACAGCCGUAUAUGAGCGAUGUGUAACGAUAGAAUAAAAAUGUUCGUUAUA